CUUUCGGUGAUGCUCACGGCGCAUCGGCGGAAGGCGGUCAUCGUCCAGCAAAUGGCGGACUUUGUUCCGGUCAUGGAGCCGCCGGACGAUGUGCACUGGUGGGAAGCCCGUGCGCGCGUCGUGCAAGAGUGGUUGCGCGCCAACCCCUUGCGCAUCGGUCUUCCGGACGACGGGACCAUCGAGACCAUUACGCAGCAGCUCACGCGCGGCGACAAGUACAUUCAUGUUCGCGUCAAGGCGUGGAACCACAUUGUCACGGAGCUGCAAGGGAUUCCGGGCGUCUGUGAGAAAUUUGCCACAUUCGAGACCAGCCCCGAGCUGCCGAUGGCCACUGUGGUCGUCGAUGACGAGGAUGAAGACGAGCAAGCUAGCCAUACAUCGUCGCCGCUGAGCGAUACGACUACGGACGAGCCGGCGCCGAUCGACGGCGUCGUGCCACUGCACCCAGCGAGUCCCUUUCGUGGCAAGCUGCAUCCGACCAAAGCCAAGUCGUUGCACGAACCCGCCAAGGACGACGUGUCCGUCCUCGCACCUGCAACCAAUCAAACCGACAAGGCCGACGCACCCCGAAAGUCGAUAGCGCAAAUGUCCAUGAUGGAGCGCCAAGAAGAGUGGCUGCGCAAAAAAGCGGAAAAGGCAGCCGCCGAGAAGCAGCGCCAAUUGGACGAAGCCGAGAAAGAGCUCACGUUUCAGCCGAGCUUGGUCAAGAAACCAAAAGCACCGGACACGGACGGCGCCAACUCGCCUCGGAAACUCCAGCGCGCCAAGUCGGCCGGGCGCGCCAGAAAAUCCUCGGCGCUCUCCAAAGACAAGUCGAUCGUGUUGCUCAAACCAGGUGCCAAGUCGGCCACGUCUAAAUCGCUCUUGGACUCGGUCAAGUCGGAGCUUGCCGCGUCGACGUCGAUGCUGGUAAAGACAGGAGCCACGACAGCCACAACCAGUACCAAGCUGGACGUCGCGGCGGUGACCGAGCGCACGGACGCCACGAUUGCCUAUGUGGCCGCCGCCCUCGACACGAUCAACAAAACGACACUCGCACCGUCGAUUGGCGUUGUCAAAGACGCGCCCAAGAGCAAUGUCGACGUUCGCGUGUCACAGUUUGACGCCGAGUCGAGCGACGUCAAAGGCCGGUUUCAGCUCCAGGACCCAGCGUUGUUUGAUUUAACGUCCAUUUACCGCAAAAAAGACAAGUACGCGCGCGUCGAUGGCGUGUGCUUGCAGAUGGGCCGGCGCGACGACACGCACGAAGAGCAGUUGAUCGCGGUCCUCUUUGACCGCGACAAGUUUACGACGGAAGCGACGGCGCAAACAUGGUUUAAUGACCACAAGGCGCGUCUACAGUCGUACAUGUGAUUUACAACGUAUUUAAUCGAAUACAAAACACUACACUACUAUGAAAGACGACA
Messenger RNA from Saprolegnia diclina VS20, 1406 nucleotides. RefSeq lists its product as hypothetical. Bases 10 to 1353 code for a protein of 447 amino acids. The transcript has 4 exons. NCBI's taxonomy places the organism in Eukaryota, Oomycota, Saprolegniomycetes, Saprolegniales, Saprolegniaceae. The record is from RefSeq and is a predicted model, not a curated record.